ACAUAACGCGGAAGCAAGAAUCCUUCUAGAAACAACGUUGAAUGCAUAUAUCAGCGGACGAGCAGCGCCCGAUUGAAAGCAAAGUUCAUUUCCAUUACUUCAAUUAAAAACUGCAGAAGGUAGUUUCCUAAGGUUUCUUCAAGGCAGCGAUGGACAUCAAUGAGCUGAUCGCCGGUCUUGAGAGUGAUCUUAAAGAGAUCACGAGUCUGCUGGAGAAAUGUGAACGCCAGCGCGUGCGGGACGUGUUAACGCAAGAGCAGAAGAAGAUAGAGAAAGAGCUGGCGCAGAAACGACAGCAGAAACUGCAGCAAGCCAAGAAAGACUCUGGAGACAAAACUGACACAAUACUCAAAGGAUACACAGUCAAAAUUAAUAAUUAUGGAUGGGACCAGUCUGACAAAUUUGUCAAAAUCUACAUUACACUAAAAGGAGUACAUACUAUUCCAGCUGAAAAUGUUGAGGCCAACUUUACAGAGAGAGGCUUCAAUGUUCUAGUCAAAGAUCUGGAUGGGAAGAACCAUCAGAUGACAGUCAACAACCUUUUAUUUCCCAUUAUUGUAGCAGAGAGUAGUAAAAAGAUAAAAACAGACAUGGUGCUUGUUAUGUGCAAGAAGAAGUCAACAAAAAAGUGGGACUGCUUGACACAAGUAGAAAAACAGUCUAAGGAGAAAGACAAACCCAACUUGGAUGAGAACGCUGAUCCAAGCGAGGGGCUGAUGAGCGUGCUGAAGAAGAUCUACACGGAUGGAAAUGACGAGAUGAAGCGCACUAUCAACAAGGCCUGGGUUGAGUCUCAGGAGAAGAAGGCCAAAGCAGAUGACUUUGACUUCUAAGCCAGCUUAUUGGUCUGCUUUCACAGUGAAACACCC
Messenger RNA from Sinocyclocheilus rhinocerous, 869 nucleotides. Its product is annotated as calcyclin-binding protein-like. Gene Ontology annotation, molecular function: tubulin binding; ubiquitin protein ligase binding; S100 protein binding. The transcript has 7 exons. Gene Ontology annotation, cellular component: nucleus. The record is from RefSeq and is a predicted model, not a curated record. Lineage: Eukaryota; Metazoa; Chordata; Actinopteri; Cypriniformes; Cyprinidae. Gene Ontology annotation, biological process: heart development. The coding region runs from base 150 to 833 and encodes 227 amino acids.